AAGCUGUAGCGCAGUUCUAGAGUCCUCGGGUCCGCCAUCACAUGACCGUGGCAUGGUUUCCAUUCGUCCAGCGACUAUCGAUGACUUGCCCGGCAUGCAGGCGUGUAACCUGUGCUGUUUGCCCGAGAACUAUCAGAUGAAGUAUUACCUCUACCAUGCCCUGUCGUGGCCGCAACUUCCUCAGGUCGCUGUUGAUAGCCAAAACCGGAUCGUUGGCUAUGUCCUUGCCAAGAUGGAGGAGGACACCGACGAGGUGCAUGGCCACAUCACCUCCCUGGCGGUGAUGAGAAGUUACCGGAGAUUGGGCAUUGCUACGGCCUUGAUGAGGGCCUCCAUCGCCACCAUGGAGGAAUGCUUCAGUGCGGAGUUUGUCUCUUUGCAUGUGCGGUAUACCAACCGAGCAGCGUUUUCCCUCUACUCGGAGACCUUGGGAUUCGAGAUCCAGGACAUCGAGGCCAAGUAUUACGCAGACCAGGAGGACGCCUACGACAUGCGGAAGACGCUCAAAGCGGGCUUCGCAAAGCAGGAGCAAGAGAGAGGUAAGAAAGAGAAAAAGAACAAGGAUAAGGAGAAAGAGGAGCUUUCUCAUAAAAAGGAAGCAGAAGCAAAGGCGGAUGAGCCUGAGAAGGAAGAAAAGGUGGAGGACAAGGCGGAUGAGACUGAGGAGAAGAAGAAGCGCAAAAAGAAGGGCAAGAAGUGAUCCAGGUGGAGAUCCAGCUUGGAGGCACCCCGGCGCUCGCAGCCCGCUCCGCGAUUUUUGAGCGAGAGCACGGCCACCGGCCGCUGAGCUUGUCGCCUCGCAGAGCACCGAGGGAGCUUGGUGACCAGACCAGAGCUUUGAAGAAAGGAGAC
Durusdinium trenchii is the source of this 852-nucleotide messenger RNA. The record is from the annotation of a GenBank genome assembly. Lineage: Eukaryota; Dinophyceae; Suessiales; Symbiodiniaceae.